Messenger RNA from Amoebophrya sp. A120, 2750 nucleotides. Lineage: Eukaryota; Dinophyceae; Syndiniales; Amoebophryaceae. The record is from the annotation of a GenBank genome assembly.
AUGAUAAAACAGCUAAAGGAGGUCCCCCGAUGUGGUCCCGUGGCACCAAGAGACAUCUCUUCAAGUAGUUCAAAGACACAUUAUCGAGGCCUUCGUAAAUUUUCAGUCGUCUCGCUUUUCUACUUUGUGGUUUCCUCCUUCUUCUUCCCUAUUUCUUACCCCCAAGUGCCCGUGGUCCUUGGCAUCAAAACAAGGACGUGUCCGACCUACGAGCCGGACACCACCCCAGCCAACUCUCUGGAAACGGUGAAACUUUACAAGCCAUGCGACUGCAACCUGCAGACGCGGUUGGAGCACCUAGCCUCCACGCACCUCAAGCCCGCCGUCGGCUCGCCGCACAACGUUUUCGCCGCGCAGCUGAACCUGCACGCGCCGGGCGGCUACGGAAGAGCGAUCUCCGAUGUGGUCAGGAAGGAGGGCACGCACGAGACGAACGGAUUGGAGUCUUUCCUGUACCUCCUCGACAACAUGCGGAAGCAGGUGCGGAAAAUGCGGUACGACAGGGAGCUCCGCCGGUUUGCGAAGCAGCUCGGCGUCGACGCUGACGAAAGCGGCAGCAUUACUUGGAACGAAGAAAGUAGGAACUUGGCACGGUCUUUGGGGAAAGAAAUUCAUCGCAUUCUUGUGGACCCGUUUACAACGACAGGUGAAGAGUCUGUUAAUACUUCUAAGGACCAAGAAAGCAAAAGAACCAGUCAAGCUCAAUUUUUCGGUGGGACCAGUCUUGGCGCGGCGGCGCACCAUCUGUCUUCGGCCCUCACCCUGGGCCACAUCCAGGACGCGCUCUGUGGCAUCCGCAGCUUCUACACGCCCUUUCUCGUGCAGCCCUGCGUGAUUCUUCCAGCGGAAGUUGACGCGGCGCUGAACCCGACGAACCUGCCCCGGGUCCGCGAAACGGGGGACCACGCCAACGACCCCGCGGGAGCCAUGCUGCACGAGUGGCUGUACGAGAACCUCCUCGCCCGUGGGAAGCUCCUGUGGAAGAGCGGGAAAGACCGAAAUAAAGCGGUCCGGAAGUACGGAGACACCCGGGUUUCGGACCAGCAGAUCGCUUUCAAAAUUUAAAUUUUUUUGGGGCCCCUUUGCAGUAUCCGGCCCGACUGUCCUCAUCCGCGUCGCCCGACUUAGCGGCCCCGCAAGCGGCUCCGGAUUCUCCGACCUAUUAACUCCUUCUUUUUGGGAUGUAGCUUGAUGGUGACGAAUGAGAACGCGAGUGAAAGCAUGUAGCUUGUCGCGGUGAUAGCUAGUGUAAAGUAGAUAACAUUUGAGACGUUUGGUGACAGAUGUGCUUUUCCGCGGGCGAUGUGCUUUCCCGCAGAGCGCUCUCCUUCGAUGAAGGCGCAGCUGAAAUGCCGCGCGUGUUCGUCUUGUCGUCGGACCAGGCCGAUUGCGAGAUGCGCUCUGCCUGGUCGAUCGCGCAUGAACUAGCAGCGGUUCCACAAUUUGGAAUGCACCACAGGGACAGUGGGCACGCCAACAGGGACCGCAAGUGGUCCCAACUCGCACAAGAUCUGCGGACUUUGACCGGGGGCAAAAUAAGCUGCAAAUCCUUGCGGGGCGGCCUGAAUCGCGCUGCCAAGUGCCUGGCAGCCGCAAAGCGGGACAGCAAGCGCUUCAAAUACGAAGACAGACGCGACCGCGAGACGGGCUUCAAAACGCAGAAGAUGUUGGGGCAAGGUACUGGGGCGCGGCUCAGUUAGGGCUUUUCACUAGUGUGAGGAGCGGGGGCGUCGGGUCUCCGGCAGUGAUCAUCUCGACCUUCCGGAGGCCCAAAGAAUCUCUGCUCUGGGUGUGCCCUUGACCCUAGUUUAUGCCCCCCCUUGAAAGCAUUUUUUUGAGGCCCAAAAAUCGCGAAAGCAUUUUGUACAGGAACUAAAAAACGCUUUCGCUCGAUUUUUAUGCCCCUUCUUAUGUUUGGCCAAAGCCUUUCAUAUGACCGUCACAAAUCGUCGCGGGUUUGAGCCUUCUGAUGGUCAAGGUUUGGCCAUGUCCUCGACUCAGGUUAUCACAAUGCUGAAAAUUUUCUUUCCAGGUACAAAGAUAGCGAGCCUCGUUUCCUAUUUUGGCCCAAGUAGCAGUGGGUAGGCCGCCUGCGCCCUCAAACCCAGGGCGCCGGGGCCAGGAGUCUUCUUGGCAAUGUCUGUGGCCUCGGGCCCGGUGCUUAUUUAUUUAGGGGGCUAGUGGAGGGGUUGUCGUGGUAUUUUGAGCUGGGGGCCUGUUUGGGCGAAGUGCUUGCACCUGGGUGAUAUUUCUAUAUAAUUAUGGCAAAAACAGACGCGCUAUGGCUCACUCGGAUCAACCGAAGGACAAGCAUACUACUUGCCGUCGCUCCAGUGGGAGCACCGAGGGCGGGGCUGGACGUGACCGAUCGCCAGCCGUGGCGUUUCGGACAGGUGCCCAAAAUGCCGCUCAAGGCGAUACACAGCUCCGGACCCGCACCACUCCGGGCAAUGGAUUAUGCAAAAAAACGUCUUCAAAUGCGAGCACAAAUGUACGCGACCUAUCACCGCGACAAGCUAGCUAAAUAAUAAGACUACUUAAAUGUUGACAUCGCCAACGUACUCCAGAAAUUCAGGCAACGAAAAAAGGCCCCGCGACUCACCUGCCCGACGCCUUCCAGUUCAACGAGGCCACCGAAGGGAUCCUAUCUGGGCCCACCCUCAAGGGGAGCAAAAAAAAAUUUGAUUUUUGAAAGCGAAAGCGUUUUUCAUCGCUGUAAAGUACGGAGACACCCGAGUUUCGGACCAGCA